Messenger RNA from Mauremys mutica (yellowpond turtle), 321 nucleotides. Its product is annotated as urocortin-like. The record is from RefSeq and is a predicted model, not a curated record. The transcript has a single exon. NCBI's taxonomy places the organism in Eukaryota, Metazoa, Chordata, Testudines, Geoemydidae. Gene Ontology annotation, cellular component: extracellular region. The coding region runs from base 1 to 321 and encodes 106 amino acids. Gene Ontology annotation, molecular function: hormone activity.
AUGAGGCGGGCGCUGCUGACCGCGCUGCUGGCGUCGCUGCUGCUCUCCCCGCUGCGCCCCGCCGGGCCCCGCAGCAGCGCCGAGGCCGCGCCCCGCCCGAGCCGGUCCCUGCGGGGCCCCGCGCAGCGCCCCGAGCCGGUCCCGCUGCUGCGCGCCCUGCGGCCCGUGGGCGGCCUGGCGCGGGCCAGGCGCGAGGAGCCGCCGCUCUCCAUCGACCUGACCUUCCACCUGCUGCGCCACAUGCUGGACGUGGCGCGGGCGCAGAGCCAACGCGCGCAGGCCGAGCAGAACCGGCUCAUCUUCGACUCGGUGGGCAAGUGA